CCACAAUGCAAUUCGACGUCCUCUGCUGCGUCGCCUACCUUGCAGUUUUAACCGAGAGGCUUUUGUUUUUGACGCGUGAACAUGGAUUGUCCCUUAAGUGGACGUUUUUUUUAGGUCUUUUUAAGCAGUCGGUGAGACAAAAAUGGAAUAUAAGUGGAACCAUAACAUGUGUGUCGCAGAGAGACACGAAAACGGAAGUAAGAAGCUCUCACUACCACAACAUACAUGCUUGGAAACCAGUGAGCCUGAAGAGGUGUUUUCCUUUUUUUCCGCUGACAUCAGCAUCGGUUGUUCUCUUCCGCACUUUGUGGGUGAAAAGAAAGGAAGUACUUUUGGUCACGGGUUCCCUAAACCAUUCGUAAUCACAGCUUGAUUAUUCAUCUUUACAUCCGAGGCGUGUACAUGGCAAAUAUCUUUAAAUAGUCGAGGACAUUUCGUGGAUGCUUAGUGGCGGGGUUUCUCUUUUUUUUUGUUUGUCAUUGAACGCAACAUUUUUGUAUUUGUAAAUACGAGGACGAAAGCUCUUAAAAAUAAAUAAAACCACUUUUAUCAGCGGUCCAAGUCAUCAUGGAACAGCAUGUGCCCGCCGAGAGGACCUUGUCGGUGUGCAGGCGUUUGUGUUACGCCUCAGGACAUUUUUUAAAUGACUUGUGCGCCUCAAUGUGGUUCACCUACAUGCUGGUCUACCUGCAUUCCGUGCUGGGCAUGCAGAGCACCUUUGCAGGUGUGCUGCUGCUUGUCGGCCAGGUAGCAGAUGGACUCUGCACGCCUCUGGUCGGCUAUGAAUCUGACAGAUCUUCCGGCAGGAGACAUGGGAAGAGGAAAAGCUGGCAUUUACUGGGGUCCGUUUGUGUCCUUCUCUCCUUCCCCUUCAUUUUCAACCCUUGCCUGGCUUGCUCCGCCAACACCCCCCAGUGGGCCGAGAUUGUUUACUUUGUCCCCUUCAUCAUCAUCUUCCAGUUUGGAUGGGCGGCCACUCAGAUCUCACACCUGUCCCUCAUUCCGGAGCUGGUGUCUUGUGAGAGUGCCAAGGUGGAGCUCACCGCGUACAGGUACGCCUUCACUGUGGUGGCCAACAUCACUGUCUACACUAUCGCCUGGCUGCUCUUUCAUUUCCAGGAUCAACAAGACAUUGACAUAACAGACAACCUAAGCCAGGCCGACAUCCCCCUGUUUAGGAUGCUGGCUUUCAUCGUGCUGGCCAUUGGAGCAGUGUUCUCCAUCAUAUUUCAAGCUGGCACGAAAGAGGCGUCAGGAACAGAGGGAGAAGAGCCGCUGCUUGCUCCUUCCCCUUCUGGUGAUGACGAAGAAGCUUCGCCUCGUCGAAUGUUCCAGUGGAGACAUUGGCUAAAAGAGCCUUCUUUCUAUCAGGUGGCCUUUCUUUACAUGUGCACAAGACUGAUAGUCAACCUGUCCCAGUCCUACAUCUCUGUUUACCUCACCAACUCUCUGAUGCUACCUAAGAACUUCAUUGCCAUUAUACCGCUGGUGAUGUACAUCAGCGGAUUUGUGAGCUCGCUGGCAAUGAAGCCGAUUAGCAAGCUUGUAGGCAUCAGUAUGAUGUAUUUUGCCGGCCUGCUGCUGGUGAUCAGCUUUGCCGCCUGGGUGAUUCUGGACCGGAACAUGGGCGCUGACAGCAUCUAUGGCGCGGCAGUGCUGCUAGGAUCAGGGUCAGCUAUCAUCCUGGUCAUGUCGCUGUCCAUGACAGCCAAACUCAUCGGGGAGCAUACGCAAAGUGGAGCUUUUGUUUAUGGCUCAAUGAGCUUUACAGACAAGGUGGCCAACGGCGUGGGAGUCAUUGUCAUCCAGAGCAUCAGACCAUGCAGCACAGAAGCAUGCUGCCCAGCGUGUAUAUGGUUUUAUCGUGACGUCAUGGCCAUAGUAACAGGGGGCGUGGCCGUGGCUGCAACAGGUUGCCUGUUAACCAUUCUCAUUUGGCCAAUCAAGACCAGGAAAAACUGAAUGACACUAAUACAUUAUUAAUAUUAUUGAAUUCUGCCGCUAUGGGUUUAAAAUCAUUCCAAAUGAUAUGUGCAAGUUUGUGUGACAUCUUCAUGGAUGCCUUUAUACAAAACUUGACAUUCACGCACAGUUUACUUUGCUUUAUUUUUAUUUUUUAAUGUGCAUUUUUAUUUUGACAGUGGAAUGAUGUGUUGUAUGCUGUAUAACAUAAGGUCAAACCUCAUUUAAUGUAUGUAAACCACUUACCUUUGAAGUUGUAAAGAUGAAACACAGAAUAUGUAUGUUAUUUACUCAGAACCUGACUUGCUGCAAUGUGCAAUUGAACACACUAAAGGCCCAAAAAUAAAAACUGUGAUUACAGUAUGACUGUA
Messenger RNA from Nerophis ophidion (straightnose pipefish), 2333 nucleotides. RefSeq names its product major facilitator superfamily domain containing 12b (gene mfsd12b). Gene Ontology annotation, biological process: carbohydrate transport. Bases 568 to 1962 code for a protein of 464 amino acids. Gene Ontology annotation, molecular function: symporter activity. Gene Ontology annotation, cellular component: membrane. Lineage: Eukaryota; Metazoa; Chordata; Actinopteri; Syngnathiformes; Syngnathidae. The record is from RefSeq and is a predicted model, not a curated record. The transcript is spliced from 9 exons.